Messenger RNA from Drosophila ananassae, 2901 nucleotides. Its product is annotated as neural cell adhesion molecule 1-B. The coding region runs from base 780 to 2180 and encodes 466 amino acids. NCBI's taxonomy places the organism in Eukaryota, Metazoa, Arthropoda, Insecta, Diptera, Drosophilidae. The record is from RefSeq and is a predicted model, not a curated record. Gene Ontology annotation, cellular component: neuron projection. The transcript is spliced from 7 exons. Gene Ontology annotation, molecular function: protein binding.
UGCCGACAUGGGAAAAAGGAUGCCACAGGACGCGCGAUGACUUCAGUGUACUUUCUGGUUUUGCAACGGUUCGAACGUGAGCGCGGCAACAGAAAUCAAGAAAGGAUCGAGACCAUUUGAAUAUUUUCGUAAAGUUGCUUUCGUGACUUCGGACCGGACCGGACUGCGACUUCGUUUAGCAUCCGCCGUGGAUGCCGAGUGUCCUUUUUGUGGUGCACUUUCAGUCGAAUCUCGGCACUCGCCUGCAAUGGAUCAGGGAAUUCCCCAGAGCGGGGCUAGCUGCCUUGUCAGCCAAGUGGAGCGCGAGAAUUGAAAGUCGUGAAAUGUGAAAGGACGUGCUACUGGCAGGAUAUGUUUGCCGGAUAUGUCGACCUACGCGGGCGCCGCCCUCCUCUGCCGUUCCUCUAAGUGUUUCCUUCAGAGAUAGUGCUUAAAAAAAAGAAACCAAAAAAGUAGAUAGAAAGCCAUACCGAGAACCACAAAACAAAAUAGCCAAAAAAAUAAAGGAAGAGGCACAACAAAAAAUUGUGGCCAUGAGCCUGAUGAUGUCAUGCCAUUGUCCUGGCCAGAGUGAAAGUGUUGUUGUUGCCACAUUUCCUGCUACGGGCGACACAUGAGCGGCUCAGUCAUGUGCCAUUAUCCCUCAAGUGAAGAGCCUGGUAAUUAACUGCGAAAGUUCAAGACCAAAAAGUGUUCAAGACAAACUCAAAACUCUGUCGAGAUUCGGUGAAAUUAACCAUUAAGGAUUAUAGACAAAUAAAGGAUAUACCCGCUGAGCCAUGGAUACUCUGGCUGCGCUCUGUUCUUUGCUAUUCCUGCUCCUCACACAAAAUGCUGCAAUCCUUGGACAGCUGGAUAACAGCAUCAGGGGGAGUGGCAGUCCGCCCCCCGCCAAGCCACCCGCCCCCUCGCUCCGCCUGCAACCAUCGACGCCAUCAAUAACGCAUUUUGUAAAUGACUCCUUCAUCAUCUUCUGCCAGACAGUACAAAAGGAUAUCGACACCAAGUGGCGUGAUCCUCGCGGACAGACCCGCGAGAAUACCAAAGGACGAGUCCAUAUCGAAAAGAAGACAAUGGGACUCUUGGCUCUAGUUUUCGAGCACAUCUCUUUGGACGACAGGGGCAACUGGACCUGCGAGGUGAAUGGGAAUGGUAAUGGCAAUCGGAAUGUGAAUGUUGAACGUGAAUUUUUGGCCUCCUUCGAGCUCCUCGUAAAUCAGAAAAUCUCAUUUGGAAAGACGGAGCAAGUGCAGUCGGUGCGCGAGGGACGCGAUGCCAUGGUCAAUUGCUUUGUGGAGGGAAUGCCCAAACCUGAAGUGUCCUGGCUCUACAAUGGCGAAUAUAUAAACACUGUGAACUCGACGAAGCACAAUCGCCUGUCGAACGGUCUCUAUAUCACAAAUGUGAGCCAGGCGGAUGCCGGGGAGUACACGUGUCGGGCGAUGCGUAUAACUCCGACUUUUUCGGAUUCCGAUCAAAUAACGAUAUUGCUAAGGAUACAACACAAACCAAAUUGGUUCUUCAACGAGACCCUGCCGGUGCAGUACGCGUAUGUGGGUGGGGCCGUUAACCUGAGCUGCGAUGCGAUGGGAGAACCCCCGCCAUCCUUCACCUGGCUGCACAAUGGCAAGGGCAUCGUGGGCUUCAACCAUCGCAUCUUCGUCGCCGACUACGGGGCCACGCUUCAACUGCAGAUCCGGAACACCACCCAGUUCGGAGACUACAAGUGCAAGGUGGCCAAUCCGCUGGGCAUGCUGGAAAGGGUGAUCAAGCUGCGACCGGGUCCGAAGCCCUGGGGCCCCUCCAGCUUCCAGUUGAAGCGAAGCCAACCGGACGCCAUAGAGCUGGAUCUGAAAGCACCCCGGAUGACCAAUGUAACCUACGAGAUGCAAGUCUACGGCUACAGGGUGGCCUUUAUGAGCGACAAGGAGUUCAAGUUCAAUGCCGGCAACUGGAGUCAUGCCAAAUAUCGGGACUUCUCCUUCCAUCGGGGCCAACACUUCAUUAUCCCACAUUUGGAGGCCAACACCACGUACUUGAUGAGGGCUGCCAGCAUUAAUCUGGCCGGUCUGAGUGACUGGAGUGGCGUGAAGACCUUCGCCACUGCCGCAGGAUGCAGCUUAUGGAAUCCGUCGCUGUAUCCUCUAUACGCGCUAAUUGUUGCUUUCAUUCGGACAUAGAGUUCACAAAAAUCAAAACACCAGAAAUAAAUACCCCAUCCCAUUCCAAACUCGUUACUGUGCUGCUGAGUUUUCUAGUUUUGUAUAUCUUCUGUGAUAGAACCUUGUGUGUGCAAUUCACUAAAACCUAAAACCCGAAACCUAUUAUUGAAAUGGAAAUGCUUUUCGCUAAUAUAUACAAUACAUAAAUGUGUAUAGAUAAUUUGUUCAUUGUGCUAUCGCCAAUUUUUGCUGCCAAUCCUAAGUAAUCCAUAAAAGGCAUUUUUUGUACGUUUUUUAAAAACAAAAAAAAUUAAGGAAGAAAAUAAAUGAGUAAACGAUUUUUAAGGUGAGUGGAUUCCUUACGAUACAUACAACACAUAUGCAUUGUCAACUCUACCUUAUAGUUAAAUAUGAAAUGCCCAACUCUACAUAAAUGUUGUUCAAGCUACAAAAAAUGAAUAAAAUACAAAAAAAAAAUAAAACGAUAUACAAGUAAAUCCAAAACUUUGAUGAAUUUUACAACCACACAAAAAAGUCCAAAUUAUUGAUUAAAAACUUAACUGAAAGCAAAGCAAAUCAAUAACAGAAAACGGAUUGAAUUAGCUUAAUUAAAAUAAAAUGAAAAGUAAUAAAAAAAGUAAAUGACAAAAGAAACGAAUUCCCGAUGAAACGAAAUGUUUAGCUGGUAAGCAGGGCGUAUGAGUAAUAUGGAAAAUAAAUUCAACUGAAUGUGUACAAA